AUGUCAAGGGGUUCGGAUUCUGCUGAGGCAGCCCUCAUGCAGACCGAGAGCUGGGGUUCAAUCGAGGAGGUGGUGAAUGCCCCUGUGGAGAAUGUGGCAGGCGAUGCCACGUGGCCGUCGGUGCUGUGCAUGUGGCUGACGCUGCCACUCAAUCUUAUUCAGGGCUGCAUCGGUGGGCUUUGCAGGUUUGCCAUGGCUUUCUUCGUGCUUGGCUGUUACUGCUGCCGAUGCAUUCCGGGCUGGAUCUGCUGUGCGGCCAUGGCCUCUGUAAAGUGUGGCCGUCCUUGCAUCCUGGCACCUUCGUGGUGGAGGUAUGUAUUGGGGGGCUUCAUCGCGCUCUUGGCAAAUUCCAGGAGUCGUCUGGCUUUGUUCAUAUGGGAGUGGGAGGCGUUUGGAAAAGGAGACCACUACUGGCAUGGGGAAGGAUACUGGUCAGUCACCUACGAGGAAUGCAGCACCAUCACGAAGUCCCAACAGAAGAGACGGUCAGCUUUUGCAUGCAUCGAGGCCUGUGUUCCUGACCUCUUUGCUUCCAAUAUUCUGCUCUUCCUGCCCACGGGUGGCCCUGAGAGCGAGUGGGCAGCGAUCCGCAAAGUGCUGCACGCGGCGAUGUUGGACCGAGGUGCUUACCAUUACACAGAGCGCCUGCAAAAGCUGAGCUCGCAGUUAGCUGCCGAGUGGCCAGAGGCAAAACUCACGGAUUUCGAUGAUACGGAAAAGUUGCGACUUAUGGUCGUGAAGUGCGUCUUCUUCAUGAUCUUUGGUAUUUGGCUCGAGGACAACGAUGCACUGAUCCUCCGCAAGUGGCGAGACUAUGCUGUAUUCUUCGUCCUCCCACGGCUGAUUCACCGCUUCAUCUUCAAUUUCGCCAUUGGCAGGGUAAAGCAGCUUCGGGUGGACACGGUCGGGGUCAUUGAAAAGCACGGGCUUCAGCAAAUGUUUGUCGACAUGAACAAGAACCUUCCAGAGAAAUACCGAAGGCCGACGGACGUGAAGCUCUGCGAUGAGAUCAUGUUUGCCGUGGGCUUUGCUGGGAUCGGUGGCACGAGUGCUUGCUGCGAGACAGUGGGCGCUUUCCUUCAGAGAAAGAUCCCUGAAGAAGCGAGCGCCCAUCUGAUUAGCUUCGAGAAGUAUCCGACGACCGAAGACAUGUUGGAGGCAUACAAAGCCAGUCCGGUGAAGUACAUCAAGGAGUCUUGUCGCAUUGACCCGCCGGUGACGAGCUGCACUCGCGUUGACCCCGACGAGCGGGAGCUCCUAUUCAAGGGUGUCCCAUACACGAUGCCGCCGGAGACACUGAACCAGUACGUCAUCUCCAUGGCAAACCGAGACACCAAGAUCUUCGAGAACCCAGAUGUCUUCGAUCCUACCCGCAAGGAGCUGGACCAAGCCCUUACGUGGAAUGGUGCUUUUGGCACGCCCAAUGAGGAGACGGUGUACCCUCGGAUUUGUCCUGGCCGCUUCCUUGCGCUGGAUGUCGCACAGGCCAUCGUGGGGCACGUGGUCGGAAUCAAGGACGAUGGCAGGGAUGCGCGAAUGUUCUGCUAA
Messenger RNA from Symbiodinium sp. CCMP2456, 1548 nucleotides. NCBI's taxonomy places the organism in Eukaryota, Dinophyceae, Suessiales, Symbiodiniaceae. The record is from the annotation of a GenBank genome assembly.